AUGGGUGCAGAUCCCGGCUAUGACGUGGUGCACCCCAUCAGGGUCGACGAGAGCGGGGCCUUUCUCUCCUACAACUUGUCCCACCGGCUGCUGUCCAAACGGGCCGCUUUCUCUCAGACUCACCCAGGGGCCUUCUACACCCUCGUUCUCAGAGGGCAGCAGCUGAGGUUCAACCUGAGCCUCAACCCUCACCUCUUGGCUCCCGGCUUUGUUAGCGAGAAGCGGUACGGAGGCAUCUCUCGGGCCUGGAUUCGAGCGUCCAGCCGGAACUUGUGUCAUAUGAUAGGGUCCGUUCAGAACCAGGACAGGAAAAGUGGGCUGGCAGCCCUCAGCACGUGUGAUGGGCUGAAAGGCAUCUUUCAUCUGGCUGGCCAAGAUUUCCUGAUUGAACCGCUGGCUCCUAGCAACCCAAGGGAGAGUACAGCCCAACCGCACAGGAUAUCUCGACGCCACGUUCUGGAGCAGGAAGCCGGAGAGUCUGUUUCGGUCUGGAGCACAGAAGGGGACAGGAAGCAUCCAGCCUCUGCCAGGACGUGUGGAGUGCGAGAAAACCCAAAAAACUCAGAAAAGUGGAGAGAAAAGUGGGAGGAGAAGCAGCGGAGGAAACGGCGGAUCAAGCCACGCUCUGUCAGUAAGGAGAAAUGGGUGGAGACCCUGGUUGUGGCUGACACUAAGAUGGUGGAGUACCAUGGCAGCGGGCAUGUUGAGAAGUACGUCCUGACAGUCAUGAACAUGGUGGCUGGUUUAUUCCAUGAUGCCAGCAUUGGGAACCCGGUCCACAUUUCCAUUGUGCGUCUUAUCUUUCUGGAAGAUGAGGAGGAGGAUCUGAAAAUUAGCCACCAUGCGGACAACACCUUGAGAAGCUUUUGCAAAUGGCAGAAGGCCAUCAACCCCAAGGGGGACGCUCACCCGCUGCACCAUGACGUUGCAAUCCUGCUCACCAGGAAGGACAUUUGCACCGCCAUGAACCGCCCAUGUGAGACAUUGGGCCUGGCCCACGUCUCCGGCAUGUGCCAGCCACACCGGAGCUGCAACGUGAAUGAGGACACGGGUCUCCCCUUAGCCUUCACUGUGGCGCAUGAACUGGGACACAGUUUUGGGAUUCAGCACGACGGAAGCGGCAAUGACUGUGAGCCAGUUGGGAAAAGGCCUUUCAUCAUGUCUCCACAGCUCCUGUACGACACGUCGCCGCUCACCUGGUCUCGCUGCAGCAGGGAAUACGUCACCCGCUUCCUUGACCGGGGCUGGGGGCUUUGUUUGGAUGAUCCCCCGGCCAAGGACGUGAUUGACUUCCCCUCUGUUCCUCCGGGAGUCCUCUACGAUGUCAGCCACCAGUGCCGGCUCCAGUAUGGCGCCUACUCCACCUACUGUGACGACAUGGAUAGCGUCUGCAACACACUCUGGUGCUCUGUGGGGAGCACGUGCCAUUCCAAGCUGGACGCAGCGGUCGAUGGCACCAAGUGCGAUGAGAACAAGUGGUGCUUUAAUGGAGAGUGUGUGAGUGUCGGGUACAACCCGGAGUCCAUCCACGGAGGCUGGGCAGCCUGGAGCUCUUGGGCAGCCUGUUCCCGGACCUGCGGGGCUGGAGUGCAGAGCGCGGAGCGGCAGUGCAACAGUCCUGCCCCCAAGUACGGCGGGAAAUACUGCCUGGGAGAGCGGAGACGCUUCAGAGUCUGCAACGUGCAGCCGUGUCCGGAAGGCAAGCCGUCAUUCCGGCAGGUCCAGUGCAGCCGUUUCGACCUCCGGCCCUACAAAGGGAAGCUCUACAAAUGGACCCCGGUCCCCAGCAACAGUGACCCAUGUGAACUGCACUGUCGACCCAACAGUGAGUACUUUGCUGAAAAGCUCCGUGAUGCUGCCAUUGAUGGCACGCCGUGCUAUGAAGGAAAUGGCAGGCAGGACAGGUGCAUUAAUGGGAUCUGUAAGAACAUUGGUUGUGACUAUGAAAUUGACUCCUACGCUGUGGAGGAUCGGUGUGGUGUGUGCCACGGAGAUGGAUCGACCUGUUGGACAGUUAAGAAGACCUUUGAGGAGAGUGAGGGGCUGGGUUAUGUUGAUGUUGGUCUGAUCCCGGCUGGAGCGCGUGAGAUCCAGAUUGAGGAGGUGGCUGAAGCAGAGAAUUUCCUGGCCUUGAGAAGUGAAGAUCCCAAGAAAUACUUCCUGAAUGGUGGCUGGACCAUCCAGUGGAAUGGUGACUACAAGGUGGCUGGGACCACCUUCACUUACAAGAGAAUGGGAAAUUGGGAAAACCUGACUUCUCCAGGGCCCACAGAGGAACCGAUCCUGAUUCAGCUCCUGUUUCAAGAGAAGAACCCGGGGGUCCGCUAUCAGUACACCAUCCAGCAGGAGUCCAAGAAUCAGAGUUCAGCUGCUCCAGCUGAGUUCUUCUGGCACUACGGACCCUGGACAAAAUGCACAGCUACUUGUGGGACAGGGGUUCAGAGGCAAAUGGUGCGUUGCCUUGAGAAAGCCGCUGGGUUUGUGGAGGAGCAGUACUGUGAUGCUCUUAGCCGGCCAGAUGACAAGCGAAGGAAUUGCAACGAGGAACCGUGUCCAGCCAGGUGGUGGGCUGGCGAAUGGCAGGUAUGUUCUGCCACUUGCGGUGACUCUGGACUGAUGAAAAGGACUGUCCUCUGUAUUCAGAGUGUGGCCCUGGAUGAGCAGCAGGCUCUACAGCUCAACAAGUGCCAACAUCUCACCAAGCCAGAGACCACGGCCCCCUGCAACCGAGAAGUCCUCUGCCUGGCACAGUGGGUCACAGGCAGCUGGUCAGAGUGCUCGGUGACGUGUGGGAAAGGAACACAGAGGCGUCCGGUUUUCUGCCCUGCUGAUGCCGGAGCCAGGUGUGAUCCAGCAGAAAGACCUGUCUCUGAGAUGGACUGCUUGUUCUUGCCCUGUUGGGAUAGGAGAGAGAACGGCGUUCCUGACUGGUCUGGAAGUGGCUCUUUGAGCCAGGAGCUAUUUAAUGAAAUUGAUUUCAUCCCCAAUUAUCAUGCCUCCAAAUUUAGUCCUUCAGCUCCCAAAUCUGAAAACGUUAUUACAGAGGAAGUUCUCCCCCCAAACAGCCAUAAAAAGGGAAAUGUGUUUGUGGAUGAUUUUUACUAUGAUUAUAAUUUUAUCAAUUUUCACGAGGAUCUGUCUUAUGACCUGGUUGAGGAAAAGAACAGUAGAAGGGAGGACUUGAAUCCCAACUUUGGGGUCAAGACUCUUCACAAGAUGGAGGGGGUUCCUCAAGAAAUGCUUCCUGAUUUUCCUCCCACCACAGAGCCAGAAGUCAAGCUGGCUAGUCAAGACAUAACAUCUCCCACUUCUGGGCAGGAACACGAGGAGGAGCAUGAUAAUAUUCAGGAUAGUGGCACAAUUGGCCCUUUGCAGGACCCUGUUGGUACGGCAGUUGUCAACAGCUCUUCUGCUGCAGUUGAUGGGAAAAGCUCCCAGCCAUCACUUUUGGAAGAUCAUCCAUCCACUUCAGUAGUGAAGCAUCUUCCUUUUGGCAGCAACAAACCGGUAUUUGGUGAUACUACUCAAGAACCUCCUUUUACAAAUACUGUUUUGAAAGACAGCACAGUAAGAUCUGAUUCCUCCACCAGCUCUCCUUACUUGGCUGUACUAACUCCAGCAGUGUCUUCUGCCAAGGACAACUAUUGGAGAAGUGAGUUUGGUGCUCUUGGCAGCACAGAAAAUCCUGACAGGAGGAUGCAGGACCCCAAGUUUCCUGAACUCAGUGACAGCGGUGAUAAUGGUUUGUGGAAAAUGGCAGAAGAAAGCCGCAGAAAGCAGAGUAAUAGCGACAGAGACUUUGUCGGUGGUGAAGGUAAUAUGGACACUGCUCACACACUGAAAGAAAAGCAGGUAAAUACAGUUGCAACAACUGCAAGAAGAACUGGGGCACCCGACCACCUUACCCAUCCUCUGCCUGCUUCUGCUGAAGCCUCCUCUGCCGCUGCCGUCCUGGAUGCAGAGAUGAGUAGCACCUCAGGGCCUGACCAGGCCCAUAGAUCAAAUACACAAAACCACCUCAAAAAAGUAUUGUCGCUCACAGCUGAGCUUCCAUCAUGGGUGUCUCCCUUCACUUCUGCAUACCAGUUGUUUGGAUUCAGCAGAAAGACACACACAUUUUACCAUCCAGGCACUCUGACACCACCGAUACCAGCUGAGUCAAACUCUUUGCAUCAGGGCUCAACUUUCCCCAACUUUUCCCCUUCUACUUCACUACCUCCCAGACAGAAGCAAUCUAAUGAGCUUAAGACAGACUUGGACACUAAGCCUAUAUCAUCCACUGAGGACCAAGGAUUCUCCAGGGACAGAAGUGAACGCCCAUCUCCCCGUGUGAUAACUGCUAGUAGUAAAGGAGGUGCUGGGCCCAGCCUUGUGAAGGUGAAAUUUCAGGACCUGGAAGGGAAGAUGCUGUCUUCUGUAGCUCCUGCUGCUGCUGUUACAGCUGCUCUCAAUGCCAGCUGGGAAGCAGGAAACUGGAGUGAGUGCUCCACAACCUGUGGCCUUGGCGCUGCUUGGAGGGCUGUGUGCUGCAGCACUGGAAACGAGAACGACUGUGACUUGGCUAGAAAGCCGGCUCCUGCCCGGCAAUGUUAUCUGAGACCGUGUUCCAAGUGGCGUGUUGGAAAAUGGAGUAAGUGCUCCAGAACCUGUGGAGGAGGCGUGAAAGUUCGGGGCAUCCACUGCAUUGACACCCGUGGCCAGCGACCUCUGCGACCCUUUCACUGCCAGACUGCCUCAUACAAACCUCCAACACAGUUGCCGUGCCAUGCCAAGCCUUGUCUGAGCUGGUACACGUCCGCCUGGAGAGAGUGCACGGAGCUGUGCGGAGGGGGUGAGCAGGAGCGCCUGGUAACCUGCCCCGGAUCUGGGAGGUGUGACCCAGCCCUCCGACCAAACAGCACAAGAGCUUGCAACGGCCAGCCGUGCGCCAAGUGGACCGUGGGGUCUUGGGGGCAGUGUUCGGCCACAUGUGGCGAGGGCAUCCAGAGGAGGCAGGUGAAGUGUGUGAACACAAAAACCGGGGAGGCAGAAGAAGACCGCAGCUUGUGUGAGCACGAACAGUGGCCGGAGGACACCCAGAAAUGCAGUUCCCCAGACUGUCCUGCUGGUGAAGCAAACGUCUGUGAGCGUGACCGCCUGAGCUUCGGCUUCUGCCAGACUCUGCUGUGGCUGGGAAGGUGCUACCUCCCGGCAGUCAGCGUCCAGUGCUGCCAGACCUGCCGCCCGCAUGGCCUGGGCCAUCGGGAUCGUGGGGAUGAGCUCUCCUCCCGGAAGUGAGCGCCUCCCUGCUUCAGGAGCCUCCGGUGGGCGAGCAGCUGGAGAAGACCCACUUUGGCCAGCCAGCUCUUCCGUCAACAGGGCUUGCCUGGUUCUCGGAAACAAGCCAGUGUUUCCUGCCCUGGUGUGGCACUCAAGCCUGUGACUGACCUGUGCUCCAGGCAACCAAAGGAAAGCCUUGCACCCACAGUGCAGGGAGGGAAUUGGUGGGGUGAAACCAGCCUGGCCUCAGGAAAGCAGCUUUUGAAAGCCAUCUCAGAAACAUCUCUGGUGCUACAGUUGGCCGCAUUCGAGUGUCGCUCAGUGUUGGCAGGCCAGCACAGAAUUCUUAAUGAGUGAUUUUUUAAAAAGAAUAAAACCAAUUAUUUUUAUAUUUUAUGCAAAUGAGCAUGUAACAUUCCACAGAAUGUAAUUUGAUCAUUUGGUUGUGUUAUAACUAUGAUGAUUUUUCUUAUUGUAGAUGUGAGGAGCUUCACGCAGUGAAGUUAAAUAUCCCUGGUGCUGGCUGCACGGAGAGAUGCAGCAUGCGCACGCGCCCACGCACGCACACACACGGUGGGUGCUGCUGCUCUUGAGACGGGCUUUUAGGUUGCCCAGCUGUGGGAGGGUUCACAGCUCCUUCAGCAGGGCUGGCAGUCCUGUGCCACCCUGACUUGCCAUCUGGUACUGCCUGAAACUGGCAGGCUGAAAGGAUGCCUGUCCCUGAUCUAGCAACACCAAGGCCAGGCUGCCUGAAGAUUGCCCAGGUGAGGGACUGGAUGGGAAUUAGGCUGACUACGCAACAGUUCUGCCUCCUUCACUGCACAGCCAGGACUAUUAUGCUGAAAAAAUCCAGGUCUCCCCAGAGCAUUGUACCUUUUCCUUUGUGAGCCAAGAAUGCUUGAUAUUGAAUCUACGUUUCCUGCAUUUGUAAUUUAUACUGAUAGCUACACUAGCAAAAAUACAUCCGACUCAGAAUCAUGUGUUUGCUUUCUAACUUGCACCUUUAAAUUGGAGAAAUUGUAUAAAAGUUCCCUUAGAAGUCUACACUGGCUGCACAUCUAAACUUUGUGUAAUCUUCAGAAAACGGAAAGAACAGCUCUGUUUUAAAGGAAGGGCGGCACAGUUUUGCUUGCUUUGUUUUGGGAGGUGGUUGUGGUCCCUUUGAGUCAUCUUGACUCCUGGUGACUGUAUGGACUGGCCCAUGCAGUUUUCAUGGCCACGCUGUGGAAGCGAUUUGCCCUUGCCUUUUCCCAGGACGUCCUUUGACUUCUAGGGCUAAGAAAGGGAUUGGCUUAAAGUCACCAUGCUGGCUUUGUGCCUCAGACAUCUCUCAAACUCACGGUCUCCCCAUCACUAGUCCAGGGCCUUAACCACAAGACCAGACUGGCUCUCAACUGUUCCACUGACUUGGCCGGUUUUAUUUAAGACCAAUUUGUCUGCUUCUGAAUAUAGAACCUCAUCCUCAUUCUAACAUGGAAUUUCCCUAUCAAUAUAUCAGAAAGAAUCAAAAUUGAUUUGAAGAAGAGUAUUGUAAUAACUGAGAGCCAGCUUGGUGUCGUGGAAAAGGCAUCAGGCUAGAAACCAGGAGGUUGUGAGUUCUAUUCCUACCGUCGACAUGAAGCCAGCUGGGUGACCUUGGGCCAGUCACUCCCUCUCAGCCCUAGGAAAGAGGCAUUGGCAAACUGCUUCUGAAAAACUUUGCCAAGAAAACUGCGGGGACUGGUCCAGGCAGUCUCUGAGAAUUGGACACGAUUGAAUGGAUAAAAGAAAAUUGUAAUUACUUAAAUUUCUAAUGGUUCAAGUGUGUUAAACUGUAAUAGCAAAGUUACAUCUAAUCCUGA
Molecule: messenger RNA, 7100 nt
Organism: Candoia aspera
Lineage: Eukaryota; Metazoa; Chordata; Lepidosauria; Squamata; Candoiidae
Gene: ADAMTS7
Product: ADAM metallopeptidase with thrombospondin type 1 motif 7
Exons: 24
Coding region: 1-5277 (1758 amino acids)
Biological process (GO): extracellular matrix organization; proteolysis
Cellular component (GO): extracellular matrix
Molecular function (GO): metalloendopeptidase activity
Source: RefSeq, a predicted model, not a curated record